AUGUCUACUAAAAUAUUCAUUAUUGUUAGUUUUGUUUUAUUUGAAUUUAUUUUAAAUUCCAUAUGUAAAAUUAAUAUUUGUAAUAAUAAAUCAAAUGGUUUUUAUACUAAUUAUACAAGUUUAAAUUGUCGUUCAUAUUAUUUUUGUUUUAAUGAAACACUUAAAAAAAUUUUACAAUGUAAAAAUCAAACUGAACCAAUAUUUAGUUCAUAUCGACAACGUUGUAUAGCAAAAAAUCUUUUUUAUAAUGAAUGUUAUUCAAAUAAUAUAACAGAAGAUAAUAAAAAUUGUGCUUGGUUUUCUAUUCAAUUAUUAACAAUACCAAAGAAAACAUAUCAUUAUUCAUGUUUAUAUCCUUUUUUAUUUGAUUUACAAACAAAAGAAUGUAAACAUUAUUCACAAGUACAAUGUAAUCAACGAUUUGAACCAAAAGAUGUUUGUGAUUAUCAUCAUCCACAAAUAUAUAAUUCAAUAAAUAGAAGACCCUGUUGGUUAAUACCAAGUUGUCGUCAUAAAAUAAAUGGUCUUUAUGGAAAUCAAAUACAAGAAUGUUCAUCUUAUUAUGAAUGUAAAGAUGAACGUUUUGUUAGUUUAAUAAAAUGUCCAAGAAAUAUGUAUUUUUCUGAUAAAUAUAAAAUAUGUUUAUCUACAUUGUUUAAUUGUGAAAAUAAGACUGUAUAUUAA
Molecule: messenger RNA, 684 nt
Organism: Rotaria sordida
Lineage: Eukaryota; Metazoa; Rotifera; Eurotatoria; Philodinida; Philodinidae
Source: the annotation of a GenBank genome assembly